This is a messenger RNA of Lepidothrix coronata (blue-crowned manakin), 2376 nucleotides long. It is a transcript of the gene FZD7, whose product is annotated as frizzled class receptor 7. Gene Ontology annotation, biological process: canonical Wnt signaling pathway; non-canonical Wnt signaling pathway. Bases 11 to 1732 code for a protein of 573 amino acids. The transcript has a single exon. Lineage: Eukaryota; Metazoa; Chordata; Aves; Passeriformes; Pipridae. The record is from RefSeq and is a predicted model, not a curated record. Gene Ontology annotation, molecular function: Wnt receptor activity; Wnt-protein binding. Gene Ontology annotation, cellular component: plasma membrane.
CGCCCCGGCAAUGCUGGCUGGAGGAGGAUGCGGCGGAGCGGCUGCCGCCAGCCGCCCCUGGCUGGGGCUGGCCGCACUCCUGGCCGCCCUGCUCGGGACCCCUGCGGACGCGGCAUCGCAGCAGUACCACGGCGAGAAGGGCAUCUCUGUGCCGGACCACGGUUUCUGCCAGCCCAUCUCCAUCCCGCUCUGCACGGAUAUCGCCUACAACCAGACCAUCCUGCCCAACCUGCUGGGCCACACCAACCAGGAGGACGCGGGGCUGGAGGUGCACCAGUUCUACCCGCUGGUCAAGGUGCAAUGCUCGCCCGAGCUCAAGUUCUUCCUCUGCUCCAUGUACGCGCCGGUGUGCACCGUGCUGGAGCAGGCCAUCCCGCCCUGCCGCUCCCUCUGCGAGCGGGCCCGCCAGGGCUGCGAGGCGCUCAUGAACAAGUUCGGCUUCCAGUGGCCAGAGCGGCUCCGCUGCGAGAACUUCCCCGUCCACGGUGCGGGUGAGAUCUGCGUGGGGCAGAACACGUCAGAUGCCCCACCAGGGCCCGGCGGUGCGGCGGGCCGGGGGGCCACUGCCCACCCCACGGCUGGCUACCUCCCUGACUUUCUCACCCCACCACAGCCGCCCUCUGGUUUCUCCUUCUCCUGCCCGCGGCAGCUCAAAGUGCCCUCUUACUUGGGCUACCGGUUCCUGGGGGAGCGGGACUGCGGGGCCCCCUGUGAGCCAGCCCGGCCCAACGGGCUCAUGUACUUCAAGGAGGCGGAGGUGCGAUUUGCCCGGCUGUGGGUGGGUGUGUGGUCAGUGCUCUGCUGCGCCUCCACCCUCUUCACCGUGCUCACCUACCUGGUAGACAUGCGCCGUUUCAGCUACCCGGAGCGGCCCAUCAUCUUCCUCUCGGGCUGCUACUUCAUGGUGGCAGUGGCCUACGCCGCAGGCUUCCUGCUGGAGGAGCGGGUGGUGUGUCUGGAGCGCUUCUCUGAGGAUGGCUACCGCACUGUGGCCCAAGGCACCAAGAAAGAAGGCUGCACCAUCCUCUUCAUGAUCCUCUACUUCUUCGGCAUGGCCAGUUCCAUCUGGUGGGUCAUUCUGUCCCUCACCUGGUUCCUGGCUGCAGGCAUGAAGUGGGGCCACGAGGCCAUAGAGGCCAACUCCCAGUAUUUCCACCUGGCUGCCUGGGCUGUGCCCGCUGUCAAAACCAUCACCAUCUUGGCCAUGGGGCAGGUGGAUGGGGAUGUACUCAGUGGGGUGUGUUACGUAGGUAUCUACAGUGUGGACUCACUGAGGGGCUUUGUGCUGGCACCCUUGUUUGUGUAUCUCUUCAUUGGCACUUCCUUCCUGCUGGCUGGCUUUGUGUCCUUGUUUCGCAUCCGCACCAUCAUGAAGCACGAUGGCACCAAGACGGAGAAGCUGGAGAAGCUGAUGGUGCGCAUUGGUGUCUUCAGUGUCCUCUACACGGUGCCUGCCACCAUUGUCCUGGCAUGUUACUUCUAUGAGCAGGCCUUCCGUGGCACCUGGGAGAAGACGUGGCUCCUCCAGACUUGCAAAACAUAUGCCGUGCCCUGUCCCAGCCACUUUGCUCCUAUGAGCCCAGACUUCACUGUCUUCAUGAUCAAGUACCUCAUGACCAUGAUUGUUGGGAUCACGACUGGCUUCUGGAUCUGGUCUGGCAAAACCCUUCAGUCCUGGCGACGCUUCUACCACAGACUCAGCACCGGCAGCAAAGGCGAGACAGCAGUAUGAGACCCCCCUGUCCCCUCUGGCACACACACACUCACGCAUGCACACAUGCAGAGGAGACAGAUACUCGGCAGAAGGGCAGGGCAAUGGCUCCCUGAAGAGGGAGGAAGGGAGGCUUUUCCAAACUUUUUCUUCCUCACAGAAGGUUUGAAAAAAAAAAAAAAUAAUUAUCGCAUAAAGGAUCAGUCAAACUGUGUUCAGUGGUGCUUAGGCCCAGCUAAGUGGAAGAGGACUGAAAAAGAUGCCACUGGUGGGAUAGGAGAGUCCUUCACCCCAGGAGUCCCUCUACUUCUCUCUACCCCUUGCUACCCCUGUCCAGGAAAAAAACCUCCAACCCAACUAAAAUCAUCCUGUCUUGCUUUGGACAAGAGGGAGGGGAAGCCAGAUCUGUUGAGCUACCGCUGCCGAGAAGUAGCCCAAUAAUCCCUGAAUUGCCGGGGCCGAACUGCAGCGCGGGCAGGGUAACUCCUGAGCCUGACUCGCUGCCUGCUCCUUCCAGCUCGGCGGAGCCAUCACGUGAGUACUGCACAGCCGGCUACAGCCCGAUCGUGUGCUGGGGAGAUGCCUCUGUUCUGUCAGGUCACAAGUUCCUUUUUACCUCAGUGAUACCUGUUGUAAUUGUUUUAAAGUAAAAACUUGGCCCUCAA